Kockovaella imperatae is the source of this 1568-nucleotide messenger RNA. RefSeq lists its product as hypothetical. Gene Ontology annotation, cellular component: spliceosomal complex. Gene Ontology annotation, molecular function: RNA binding; zinc ion binding. The coding region runs from base 30 to 1544 and encodes 504 amino acids. Lineage: Eukaryota; Fungi; Basidiomycota; Tremellomycetes; Tremellales; Cuniculitremaceae. The record is from RefSeq and is a predicted model, not a curated record. Gene Ontology annotation, biological process: mRNA splicing, via spliceosome. The transcript is spliced from 7 exons.
UUGAACUAUCUCUUCAACACUCAUUCACCAUGGACUCGAUCAUAGAGACCCAACGCCAAGCUCAUGAAGAAAUAGAGAGCUAUGAGCAGGCUCUCGCAGAAGUUUUGAUGCAGAAUCCGACCACUCGGCGUAACAUUACCCGUCGUGAUCGCAAAGCUGCAGAGAUAUUAGACAGGAUCGUUCAGCUUAGGCAAGAUCUGGUGAAUGAAUACGAGGACCUACCGGGCCUUCGACCUACCGAGCUGGCUCUUCUUUCUGCUCCUCCUGCUGGCGAGGAUGAUUUAGCGGAAUUCUACGUCAGAUUCGAAAAGAUCAAAGAGUUUCAUCACAAGAACAGGAAUAUCAAUGCCAGGCAGUUCAUCAAUGAACUGGACGAGUUGGUCAAAGGAGAUGGAAUGACGGCGAUUCCUACCGAGGAUGGAGAGCCAAUCAUAGUCGAUUCGCUCGAUUCUGUCUUUUCUGGAGAAGAGGCGUACGGAAAACAUCUUGACCUGUACUACUCUCAUACUCAGUAUCUGAACCUCAAAGGCGCUGUCCGGUUGUCCUACAUCGCAUACAUUGAUAUGCUGCGGCAGGGUAAAGUCGAGAGGACAUUAGAUGUCAGGGAGAAGUCGAACGCGCAGUAUCUGGAAUACGUGGCAACGCUGUACAACUACUUGGUAUCUUUCUUUGAGCGUGCACUGCCUCUGGAAAACGUUCACGGAGAUUUAGAAGCGUGGGAGACAUCGUUCUCGUCGGCGUGGACAGCUGGACAGGUCGAGGGAUGGAGUGAGGGGUCUUCUUCAUCAGCGGGGAGCGAAGGAAUAUGGUGUCCCUAUUGCGCGAAGUCUUACUCCAAGCAGACCGUCUACGACGCCCAUCUCUCCUCGGCCAAGCACAAAAAGAAAGAGAAGGAGGGCAAGAAAGAGUCCAACCCUCAACAGAGCAGCAAUGGCUCUUCAACCUCUGACAAACAUCGCCCACCUGCUCGCUUCACGUAUAUGAUAUCGAAACUGUUGACUCAUCCUCCCAUUCCACAACUGCUAGUUGAUUCUCGGUCUGAAGUUGAGCGUCGAAUGGCUCUGACCGCUAAGGAGCGAGAAGCGGAACUGGAGGAAGCAGACGAGGCGCCACCACCACCUGCCGAGAUCGAAGAUGUAGAGGAAGAGGAAGACGAUGACGGAAGGAUAUACAACCCAAAAGGUUACCCUCUUGGCUGGGAUGGGAAGCCUAUUCCGACCUGGCUGUGGAAACUGCAUGGCUUGGGCAUGACGUUCGACUGUGAAAUCUGCAGUGAGGCGACCUAUCAAGGUCGAAAAGCCUUUGAUCGCCAUUUCCAAGAAGCUAAGCAUGCUUUUGGUAUGCGAGCUCUGGGACUGCCAAAUACAAAGCACUUCCAUGGUAUAACCAAGAUUGCGGAGGCUUUAGCAGUUGCCGAAAAGCUUAAACGAGAAGGAAGGGCAGAGCUUGCAGCCUUAGAGAAAGCAGAGGAAGUGGAAGAUGCAGAUGGCAAUGUGUACUCCAAGUCUACGUAUGAGCAGUUGAAGAAGCAAGGCGUGUUGUAGAGUACCAUGCACAGAGUCAGAGGA